Molecule: messenger RNA, 2738 nt
Organism: Paramecium pentaurelia
Lineage: Eukaryota; Ciliophora; Oligohymenophorea; Peniculida; Parameciidae
Source: the annotation of a GenBank genome assembly
AUGGCUUGUUCAUAUGUAUUUUCAGAUGACAAAUCUUUCCUAUAAGAUUUAGAUUUCAUGUUAGAAUAAUCAGAUUAAUGUCCUUCGUUAUUAAAAUACUAAUCAUGUUCUAUUUAAUUAUAAAAGUAAUAAUCAGAUGCUAAAUCUAAUGUAUCUUGUGCUGAUUUAGUUGAUUUGGAGAGAGGAGGUAUAAUAACUUAAUUAUAUAAGGUUGCAUCCUAUAAACAAAAAUAGGUCCAAUUUAAUAUGGUAUGCCUCCAGAAACAAUAAAGGACUGUUUAAAUUUAGGAAUGGAAGUUCCAACAUUUUAUAUAAUACCAUCUAAAAGGUAUUAAAAAUAGAAAUUAUUAGAUUUGAUAAAAGACUAGGUAUAAGCACUGCUGAAUUUGAAUUUCCUGCUUAUUUUAAUUUCUUCUGUAAAAAAAAGUAAAUAACAUUAAUUUGUACACCUGAUACAGAAAAGGCAAUUAGAACUGUUUUUUAAGAAACUUUAUUAGGUCCAAUUGAUCAUCCUGAUUUAGCACUUGAUUUCUAUCAUAAAUUUCCAAAAAGUGCUUAUCCAGAUUUUCAUAAAGAAAGAAGUGUAUUUUCAAGAAAUCCAUCAAAUUUAGAUGAAAAAUUGACAAUUGACCAUUUAUUAAAAUUCUGUUUAUUUGAUGAAAAUAACACAGCUACAAUAAUUGAAGGAGAUAUUACAAUUAAAAUAAUUAAGGAUAGCAAUUCAUUUAAAAUCUUAGAAAAUGGGAUAUAUUAAAAAAGUAUUUAAGAUGUAUUUACAUUCCCUUCAUAAUAUUAUGAAUAUAUUGUUACAAAACCAGAUGAUUAUAGAGCUGAAAGCAUGAAAAAUAUUAAAUCUAAAAGAGAUGCUGCAAAAGAAUAAUGUCCAACACCAUUAUUAGUAAAAUAAUUACCAGAAAUGACAGUUGAAGAAAAGGUAGAAAAUUGGGUUAUUGGUAAUAAAUAUUAAAGAGGUGGUGAGAAGAAAUUAUCAGUAGUAUUAUGGGAUUAGAUGGGAGGACAUGUUGAAAGUGGAUCAGCUAUUUUUUAAUUAGAUAUUGAUGAAAAUAAAUCAUUUACACCUCCAGAUUUUGGUGUUACUAUUUUAGGAUGUGUAAUUAUAAUAUAUAAUAUUUUCUUUAGUCACAUGGAUUCGAUCCUAAAGGCUCAACUUCAGGUUAUAUAUUCUGGAUUAAUGGAAGAGGAAUUAUGGUUGAUCCCCCUCCUUUUGCUUCCUAUCAUAUGAAAUAAAUGGGAAUACCAUCAAUAUUAAUAUGUGCAGUGAUUAUUAGUCACUGUCAUGCAGAUCAUGAUGCUGGUACAUUCCAUAAAAUAUUGGAUGAUACUAGAGUAGAAAUUAUAACAACUAGAACAAUUAUGAAUUCUUUUUUAAGAAAAUAUUCUGCAAUGUCGAAUAUUGAUAUUGAUUCUUUAAGAAGAUUAUUUAUUUUUAGGUAUAUUUUUAUAAUUAUCUAUUAUAGACCUGUUAUAAUUGGAAUUCCUUUGAAUAUAUACGGAGCUUAUUUUAAUUUCUUCUAUGCUAUGCACACUAUUCCAAGUCUUGGAUUCAGUGUGAAAUUAGAAAAUAAAUCUAUUUAUUUUUCAUCUGAUACAUUCUUUGAUCCAGAUUAAUUAUUAGUCUAUAAAAAUUAAGGAAUACUCUCAUAAAAGAGAUAUGAACACUUAGCUUUUAUAGAAUUUAAAGAAGAUCUAAUUCUACAUGAAGCAGGAGUACCUCCUAUUCAUACUGCAUAAUCUGUUCUUGGCAAAUUACCAAAUAAUAUAAAAAAUAGAUUGUAUCUUGUGCAUACAGCUUAAAAAGAUUUAAAAAAAGAAUUAGGAUUAAAGAUUGCAAAAACUGGUAUAGAAAAUACUAUGAUUUUAAUACCAAGUAAUACAAAUAAACAUUUGACAACUAUAAGAAGACUUGAUUUACUUUCUACCAUAGAUAUUUUUGAACAUUUGACAUUAAAAAAUGUUCGAUGGUUAUUGGAUUCAGUCACAGCUGAAGAAUACUUUCCAGGAUAAGAUAUUAUCAAAGAGGGUACUUCAGGAGAUAGAUUUUAUAUUAUUGAAUCAGGAUUAGCAAGAGUAUACUCAAAGUAGAAAGGAUAAGAAUUUGAAAGAUACUAUUAGGUUGGUGAUUAUUUUGGUGAAUCUGCUGUUUUAUCUAGUGAGGGAAAGAGAGGAGCAUCGUAAUUAUUAUUAUUAAAUUUAUUAGUGUUGAAGCUGUUACAAAUCUUAAAGUGCUUAUAUUAGAAAAACAUGAUUUUUGGUUUAUUUUUGGAGAUGGCUUAGGUGGAUAAGGUCCUAUAAUUUAAAAAAUGAAAUAAUUGACUGCUGCUAGAAGAUCUAAAGCUGUACAUUGUCUAUUUAAGAAUUCUAUUUUAUCUGAAUUAACACCUUCUCAAAAAACAUAAUUGGAAAUGAUAAUGAGAGAACAUGAGAUUGAAAAAGGUACAGUUCUAUGGAAAGUUGGAGAGAAACCAGAAUUUGCUUUUAUAAUAAAGAGAGGAACAUUUGCAUUUUAUGAUUCUCCAGAAUAAGAUUUAGAAGAAUUAGAUUCAGGAGCAUAUGUUGGAGAAUUAAAAGCUAUGAUUGAAAAUACUGCAAUAUCUACAUCUAUUAGAGCAACUAGAAAAGCUACAAUAUUUAAGAUUGCCAAAAAAGAUUUAAUUAGUUUUGCUAAUAAACAUCCAGGAAUUUAUAUGAUAUUAAUUGAUACAAAAUAUUUAGAAUGA